ACGCGUGCAGGUAGGCAGUAACCUGUAUCGCAGGUGCGCCAAUCAGGGCGUACAGGUUCGCGUCCAAUGGAGUACGUCCGAUCCUGUUUAUAUCGGGAGGACCCAGUUUCGGCGCGGCCAUCGUCAAGGAGGGAUGUUUUCGUUCGUUUUCCGUCACGAAGACGACGUCAUCGACUCGCGAGAGUGAACGGCGACGGUGCGCGGGUGUUGAUGGGUGUUGGUGGGGACGAAACGUCGCGGACAUGUCCUCGUCGAGGGGUAACGAGUGCUGCGGGGGGCGGCGGAAGCAGGCCAAGCCGCAACGUAAAGGUAAACAAAUUAAAUCGAACGUGAAAAUACAUCCCGAACAAUGCGUCCCGGACCGCCGACGCACGGCGGAGACCUCUAGCGGAGCGUGCGGACAUUGUGCGAUCGCGUGUCGCUUUAUGUCAGCUGAACUAAAUUUCUUGGAGCCUCGAGCGUCAACAGUCAAUAAUAUGAUCUCUACACCAGUACCAGUGCCUGCGAUCAGUCCAGACGACAACCACAACGAAAUACCCUCAAAACACAACGAAACCAGUGAGAUGACCGAAAUGUCACUAAGCAGUCCACCACGCAUCAAAAUCGAACCCUUUGAAAACGAUGAAAAUACUGACCAGGUGAAAGAAGAAUAUUCUGAAGGUGGCGACACAGCUGUACCAGAAGACGAAGCGGCCCCGACGUUGGUGAACGGCACGUCGUCGAUAAAAGAGGAGGAGCUCGGUGUCGCCGCCGCGACGGAAUACUUCAUCAAGUGUCCGCAAUGUCAGAAAGGAUGCCAAACGUUCCAGGCGUUGAAAGAGCACAUAGAGAUCGUCCAUUCCGAACUCGCGGUGUCCGCGGAAAACGGUCUGCCGCAUACCGGAGCUCCGGCGUCUCCGGUUCCGCCACUGGCUGGGCCCGGAGGACCCUACGGAUGCGCCCAGUGCAGUACUUCGUUUCCGGCCAAGGAACAAUUGGAGAAACACGAGCUCCUGCACUCACCUAACGCCCAAGUGUCGUGCAAGAUAUGCAACAAAACGUUCGCCAACGUCUACCGGCUGCAACGGCACAUGAUCAGCCACGACGAGAGCGCGGUGCUCCGAAAAUUCAAAUGCACCGAAUGCGAAAAAGCGUUCAAAUUCAAACAUCACCUCAAGGAACACAUCAGGAUACACAGCGGCGAGAAACCAUUCGAGUGCGGCAACUGCGGCAAACGUUUCUCCCACUCGGGCUCCUAUUCUAGUCACAUGACCUCGAAAAAAUGCCUAGUGAUGAACCUGAAACUCGGCCGGACCAGGCCGCAGCUGAACAACCCGCUAAUCGACAAGGGUGGCCGUCAAAGCCCCAAGGGCGCGAAACGUUCCGCCCCUAAUCCCAUCAUCGUCAACAACAACAACGCGAGUCCCAAUCACAACACGUAUCUACCCAUCUUGCCCAAGUAUUCGGAGGCGGCGGCCGCCGCCCUCUUCCAGUCUUCGUUAGCGGCGGGCGGGUCGUCGCUGUCCCCGUUUUACCUCAAUCCUCACGGACUGCUAAACGCUCCGCCCCACAUCAGUCCCUAUUCUGUACCGGCGCUCGGUCAUCUUCUCGAACAACUGCAGCACCAGCAGCAGCAAAGUCCGCUCCGUCCGAUGGCGGAGAACCUCGUCAAGGAGGAGCGGGAACCUCGGGAGAGCGAGCCGGAAAUACGCGUCGACCACGACGAGUCGUCGAAAUCGAACUCGUCCGACGGCGGCGACCUCGUCAUGGACGAAGACGCCGAUACUACGAACCCGAUCAAAACCGAACCGCCUCCGGCGAGCGGCGACCUGGAGGCGGUCAAAAGGAUCCUGGAGACGGUGAACGCGACGGUGACGAAGGAGCUGCUACACUCGAACGUGAACAAACCGGCGUCGGAAUGUUCGAGCAGGGUGUCCUCCCCUAAACAGGACCCGCACUGCAACGUCUGCAGCAAGGCGGACCUAGACGAGCACGAGUGCGAGGACGUGCGAAGCGAAGGACUCGCCGCCAAGCUAGAGGACGCGUUAACCGCGAAAUCGGACGAGACGACGCCCAACAGCGGCGCCGAAGACCAAGACUACGAACGGUCCGGCUACGGGGACGUCGACGGCGAAACUUAUACAACUACGGACCACGUGAACGAAGACGGCCGCAAGGUUCGCGUGCGAUCGUUAAUCUCGGACGAGCAGCUCAAAGUGCUGAAGGACAAUUACAAGAGUAACCCGCGACCGAAACGAGAGGACCUGGAGAAGAUCGCCGCCGGUAUAGGGUUCCCGGUGCGCGUCGUUCAAGUCUGGUUCCAAAACACCAGGGCGCGGGACAGACGGGAGGGCCGCUCGAUCCAGGUGUCGUACAGUCCGGUACCGCCUACGCCGUCGCGCUACGUCGUGCCUUCGCAGUACGUGUCGGAACAGCCCUUGGACUUAUCGGUCAAGCGGGACGUCCAGUCCAAGUCGAACGACUCGUCGCCGUCUUGUUCGCCAAGAGUCAAUCGGUCCGAUUGCGUCGACGAGGUGGUCAACCUCAGUCAGAAGUCGUCGCGGAGUCCCACCCCUUACUUGCCUUACCAGAACAACCCAUACCAUUGUUCGAAUUCGUCCGAGCCCAGGCAAUCGCCCUCGCCGUUGGACUUCAAUAGCAGUCGGCUGGCGCAGAUUCUGGCGCAGCCCGCUCACAAGUUCGGCAUGGGUCUCGUCCCUAUAGAUCACCUGAUGCAGUUCGGCACCCCCGACUUGCCCAGCCUGCAGCAGCUGAUCACCAGUCGGAUUUCGAGCUUAAGUCCCGGCUCGACCCACUCGAUGCACGAGUCCGCCCACGAGGACGAGCACGGCCCGAGCAAUAAGCGCGCCAAGGUGUCCUCCCAUCAGUUGGUGCUCAAAAGCAUGGGCAGUCCCGGGCUCAGCCAGGAUUCGGAGACGGAGGGUCAGUUUUCCUGCGACCAGUGUGAUAAGUCGUUCUCGAAGCAGAGCUCGCUGGCGAGACACAAGUAUGAGCAUUCGGGUCAGCGACCGCACAAAUGCAACGAGUGUCCGAAAGCUUUCAAACACAAGCAUCACCUCACAGAACACAAACGGCUGCACAGCGGCGAGAAACCAUUUCAGUGCACCAAAUGCCUGAAACGGUUCUCGCAUUCGGGCUCGUACAGCCAGCACAUGAACCACCGGUCCUCGUACUGUAAACCGUACCGAGAAUAGGACAGUGCCGACAGGGCUUUAGGUUAUGUAAAUACGUUUUAGGUUAUAGGUGUAGUACUUUUUACAAUGUUGUCGCUAUAUACUCGUAAAGUACGUACUAUCGCAUUGAUGGUCGGCUGGUUGGUUGCAAUUUUCGGAUAACAGCGAAAUUUCGAAAUAAAAGUCUUUCGCGGAGCUGUGAGACAUUUUUCAGUUCCUGCCAUAUUUUACCGCUAGAAAACCGAUAUGUUAUUUUGUGCAAUACCGAGAGCAACGACGAUCUUUUUUUUUUUUUUUUUUCGUUACGACCGAUUUUAUUUAGCUUAAAGUGUACAUACAUUGUUCUGGUACCUGUCCAAAUACUCACUAGUAUACAGGUGGUGGUGCCAGCUAGAAAUCCACUGUCUUCCACCACUGUAGUGGUGCAAAAGCAGGCGUGGGGCGUGAGCAAUGAUGAUUUUUUCGAUAUUUUUUUUAGUCUCCAGCAAAAAUAUUAAAAAAUUAAUUGGUAGGUUGAUAAAGGAUUCCAUCGAGUCUGCUUAAGUUGGCAUUUUCAUAUACUCUCGCGAUAGCGGCGUGAAGUGGAGCUGCCAACUUGAACGGGCUCGAAAAAUAGUAGCGGAAAUUUUCCAGAGAGAGAGAUACUCUUGUACAGUGUGAUUUAUUAAUGUAGAUACCGUUUCGGUUUCGGCGUACAUCGAAAUUCAUGACGUAGCUCUUAAGACGUUUAUUAAGCCUGCCUUUAAUUUUUAUAAAACAGUACAAUAAAAAGGGGCCCCCGAGCCGCAGCAUUUAAGGUGUUACAUGACAAUACGUAGUGCUGAUAGUCUCUCAACAAUGAAACGAAAUAUGGUGCCAAGUAUUACUAACGUUUCUCCGUAUUUUUUUACAUUUUCGAGCGAGUCUAUAGUUUUGAAGACGAUGAAGAAACAAAAUUAUAUAGGGACGAGUAUAUUUGAAUCAUUCCAAAUUGUGUACCUAACGUAUGAUUUUCCAGUGUGUGGUCUAACAUUUUAAAGGCCAAGGGUUAGUGAGGAUUUAGCUCAGGCGAUUGGUGGUGUACUUAUUGGGGCAGAUCUCUUGUUGGGCUCAGCCCUCGCCAGCGCUUGGACCGCGUAAGGUUUUCGACAAUAACAUAACCACUUGAAUAAAAACGAUAUAAUAUAUUUACUUACUUAGGACCGCUAAUGUUAAACCAAGAAAAAAGAGUAGCAUUUAUUAUACAAAAAAUUGAAAAACGUAUAAAAAUAUAUUAUAUUAUAUAUAUACGAUUUAUAUUAAACCCAUACAAAUUUUAAUAAAAAUGCUCUAUAAAACCAAACUGUCAAUAGGUAUAUUAUUGUGUAAAUAUUGUAUAUGUCGUCGACGAAUUCUCAUGUAAAGGGUUUUCUCAAUAUUUCUGUGUAAUCCAUCUCUCUAUCUCUCUAGUUAUUUAAAUAAAUAUAGAUUUAGCGUUAGCAUAUUUUUAUUUUUAUAUUUUUAUCUUUCCAUUAUAGUUAGUCGUUUUCUUUUUUUGUUGCAAUUGAAUGUUGUUGCGUGAUUAUUUUUUUGUUAACACUUUUGUAUUUUUCUUACUGGCUAGUGCCACCAAAGACCCUGUAAUAUAUUUAGCGAUACGUUUAACGAUUUUUAUUUUUGUUCGUCGUUUUUCUAUGUUUUAGUUUAUCAAACGAUUUUUUAGGCAUUUUUAUUAGGAAUAGUCGGAUUUGUAAAGAUGGUGAUUAUAGACGGGAGUAUAAUGUGUAAAUUCUAUUCGAACUGUUGGAAAAUGUA
Molecule: messenger RNA, 4946 nt
Organism: Cylas formicarius (sweet potato weevil)
Lineage: Eukaryota; Metazoa; Arthropoda; Insecta; Coleoptera; Brentidae
Gene: zfh1
Product: zinc finger protein 1
Exons: 8
Coding region: 243-3194 (983 amino acids)
Biological process (GO): anatomical structure development; regulation of transcription by RNA polymerase II
Molecular function (GO): RNA polymerase II cis-regulatory region sequence-specific DNA binding; DNA-binding transcription factor activity, RNA polymerase II-specific
Source: RefSeq, a predicted model, not a curated record